GACUGGAGUGCGGGCUGCCCUGCGCCGUCCCAGCCGCGGCCGCGGAGCUUCCCUGCUGCAGCUCGCCAGGCACAUGGAGGCUCCCCGCGAGCCCGCGCCCCGGCCCGGAGGCCCAGAGGCCACCCCCGAGCGCCGCGGGCCGCGCUGCCUGCCGCUGUCCGACCUCCUAGAGGAGCUGCGGGCGCUCUUGGUGCUGGCGGGCCCCGCGUUCCUGGCCCAGCUGAUGGUGUUCCUGAUCAGUUUCAUAAGCUCCGUGUUCUGCGGCCACCUGGGCAAGCUGGAACUGGACGCUGUCACCCUGGCAAUUGCUGUUAUUAACAUCACGGGCGUUUCAGUGGGAUUUGGCUUAUCUUCUGCGUGUGACACCCUCAUCUCCCAGACAUACGGGAGCCGGAACCUGAAGCACGUGGGGGUCAUCCUGCAGAGGGGCGCGCUCAUCCUGCUCCUCUGCUGCUUCCCCUGCUGGGCGCUCUUCCUCAACACCGAGCACAUCCUGCUGCUCUUCAGGCAGGACCCCGACGUGUCCAGGCUCACCCAGACCUAUGUCACGAUCUUCAUUCCAGCUCUUCCUGCAACCUUUCUGUAUACGUUACAAGUUAAAUAUUUGCUCAACCAGGGAAUCGUGCUGCCCCAGAUUUUAGCCGGAGCUGCGGCCAACCUCGUCAACGCCCUCGCCAACUAUGUGUUUCUCCAUCAGCUGCACCUUGGGGUGAUAGGUUCUGCACUGGCAAAUAUGAUCUCCCAGUUCACCCUGGCUCUAUUGCUCUUCCUCUACAUCCUUGGGAAAAAACUGCAUCAAGCUACGUGGGGAGGGUGGUCCCUUGAGUGCCUGCAGGACUGGGCCUCCUUCCUUCACCUGGCUGUCCCCAGCAUGCUCAUGCUGUGCAUCGAGUGGUGGGCCUAUGAGGUCGGGAGCUUCCUGAGCGGUAUCCUUGGCAUGGUGGAGCUGGGAGCUCAGUCCAUCGUGUAUGAACUGGCCAUCAUUGUGUACAUGAUCCCCUCGGGCUUCAGCGUGGCUGCCAGCGUCCGGGUGGGGAAUGCGCUGGGUGCAGGAAACAUCCAUCAGGCGAAGACGUCCACCGCGGUGGCUCUGCUGAUCACAGCGCUGUUUGCUGUCAUCUUCUGUGUCCUGCUCUUGGGCUGUAAGGAUCUUGUGGGGUACAUUUUCACUACCGACCGGGACAUCAUUGAUCUGGUGGCUCAGGUGGUUCCAAUUUAUGCCGUGUCCCACCUGUUCGAAGCUCUUGCAUGCACGUGCGGUGGCAUUCUGAGGGGAAGUGGUAAUCAGAAGAUUGGAGCCAUCGUGAAUGCCAUCGGCUACUAUGUGGUUGGUCUCCCCAUUGGGAUUGCACUGAUGUUUGCGACCAAGCUGGGAGUGAUAGGUCUGUGGUCAGGGAUCAUCAUCUGUGUGGUCUCUCAAGCUGUGUGUUUUCUAGGCUUUAUUGUUCGGCUAAAUUGGGAAAAAGCCUGUCAACAGGCGCAGGUACAUGCCAAUUUGAAAGUAAAUGUGGCUCAGAAUGGGAGCUCUGCUCUCUCUCCAGAUGCCCUGCACCCAGGUACGACGGAACUCCUUGCUCGCAGCGAGGCCUGUCCAGGGGGCCCUGAAGACCACGAAGGAAUUUUAAUGGAAGAUGUUGGAAAAAAAGGCCAGACUCAGGUGGAUCAGCAGGCGCAUCAAGAGGAACCUUUGCCGGUGCAUCCAAAGGACAGCACUAAGUUGUCCUGGAAACAGCUGAUGCUGUGGCGAGGGCUCCUGCUCCUGGGGGUUAUUUUAGUCUUGCUGGUGGGGAUUUUCGUGAGAUUAUAUGUCAGAAUUCAGUGAUGUGGCAAGAGGGAGAGAAAGUCAGGUCAAGUGACACUUUUGAGCUUCCAAAUAGGCUCAGCCGUGACAAUUCAUUUUCAGCCAAUGUAAUUCAGCUAUGCCCAUGGACUUCAAGAAUUGGGAAUUCAAAGAUAUAUUUUUCUAAUGAAGAAGAAAAGGAACUAAGGUAAAACUAUAUUCUGGUCAAAGACAGUGUCCGAAGGAUGGCAUUUGGGUAGUAAUUCAUCCACCACUGUGUCAACCAAGGACCACCACAUUACUGACCACAUUGACUUAUGGCUUUGGUAUUGCUUUGCUCACUGUUUGUUUUUAGACACAGACCCCUAAACUAAGUGCUUAAGAAUUCUUAC
Lemur catta (Ring-tailed lemur) is the source of this 2172-nucleotide messenger RNA. RefSeq names its product multidrug and toxin extrusion protein 1-like. The coding region runs from base 74 to 1822 and encodes 582 amino acids. Lineage: Eukaryota; Metazoa; Chordata; Mammalia; Primates; Lemuridae. Gene Ontology annotation, molecular function: antiporter activity; xenobiotic transmembrane transporter activity. The record is from RefSeq and is a predicted model, not a curated record. Gene Ontology annotation, biological process: xenobiotic detoxification by transmembrane export across the plasma membrane. Gene Ontology annotation, cellular component: membrane. The transcript has 17 exons.